Messenger RNA from Amblyraja radiata (thorny skate), 5732 nucleotides. It is a transcript of the gene med1, whose product is annotated as mediator complex subunit 1. The transcript is spliced from 17 exons. The record is from RefSeq and is a predicted model, not a curated record. Gene Ontology annotation, cellular component: mediator complex. Gene Ontology annotation, molecular function: transcription coregulator activity; nuclear thyroid hormone receptor binding; nuclear vitamin D receptor binding. Lineage: Eukaryota; Metazoa; Chordata; Chondrichthyes; Rajiformes; Rajidae. The coding region runs from base 10 to 4893 and encodes 1627 amino acids. Gene Ontology annotation, biological process: regulation of transcription by RNA polymerase II; cellular response to thyroid hormone stimulus.
GAAGGCAAGAUGGCGGCGCUGCAGGGCUUUCCCGUCUCCGUCUCUUACGGUCACAGCGGUGCCGUGGACACGCCGGCCGGCCCGCAGCCCCCGCCCCAGCCCCAGCAGCCGCUCCAGCCCCAGCCCCAGCCCCCUCCCCCGCCGGCCCAUCCACAGCCGCCAGCGCCCGCCGACCGCAGCAAGGAGGAGGUGACAGAAGCCGAGAAGUUGAGUAAAAUGAACUCUUUGCUGGAGAAGCUGCAUACAAAAUAUAGUCAAACAUCAAGGCCCUGGUCCGAAACGGCAAAACUUGUUCGACAAGCUAUGGAGAAACGUAAUAUAAUGAACACAGGGGGCCACCAGCAUCUUAUUGCGUGUUUGGAGACCCUGCAAAAAGCACUUAAAGUAAUGUCUUUGCCAGCAAUGACAGACCGUCUGGAGUCGAUUGCCAGACAGAACAGCCUUGGUUCACACUUGAGUCCUUCGGGUACUGAAUGCUACAUCACGUCAGACAUGUUCUAUGUAGAGGUGCUGCUGGAUCCAUCGGGGCAAGUCUGUGAUGUCAAGGUGGCACACCAUGGAGAAAAUCCUGUGAGCUGUCAGGAGCUGGUGCAGUAUCUGAGAGAGAAGAAUUUUCUCGAGUUCUCAAAACACCUUAAAGGCCUUGUCAACCUAUACAAACUUCCCGGAGACAAUAAGCUGAAAACUAAAAUGUACCUGGCUCUGCAGUCCCUCGAGCUUGAUCUUUCAAAGAUGGCACACAUGUUCAGAUUAGCAACAAAUGCAAGUAACCUUGAUACAAUACUCCAAGGAAAUGUUGGCUAUCUUACACCGAGGAGUGGUGGACACUUAAUGAACCUGAAGUACUAUGUCUCUCCGUACGACGUGUUUGAAGAUGUAAAUGGCGCUCCUCUGAACCUGAAUGAGAACGUUCCGCGAUCCUUGGGCAUGAAUGUGUUUGUGACGAUUGAGGGCCCCACGGCAAUGUGCAAGCUGCCGAUAGCUCCCCUGAUCACUGGCUCCCACCCCACGGACAACAAAGGCACGCCUUCCUUCUCUUCUGUGACUAAUGCCAACAGUGUGGACCUCCCAGCCUGCUUCUUCCUAAAGUUUCCGCAGCCAAUACCUGUGUCAGCUUUUUGCAUUCAGAAACUUCAGAACUUCUUAGGUAUCCCCCUCUUUGAUCCUCCAACCACUCUAGUUCCACUCUAUGAAUUGAUUACACAAUUUGUACUUUCUGGAAAGGACGGCAGUGCUUCAACUUUGAAACACAACAUGCGGUUUUAUGCUUCUUUGCCAGGCCAACAGCAUUGCUAUUUUUUGAACAAGGAUGCCCCAAUCCACGAUGGGAGAUGUUUGCAAGGAGCACUGCUUCAUAAAAUCCCUUUCAGGCACCCAGGCCAAGUGCCUCGGGUUCUGGAAUUUCUCCGACACCAAGUGGCGUACAACAUUCUAAUUGGGAGCUGUGUGAAGAGGACUGUGCUGAAGGAAGAUUUACCCGGUCGUCUGCAGUUUGAGGUGUGCCCACUGACCAACACCAGCUUCAGCCUCUCCUUCCAGCACCCAGUCAAUGACUCUCUCGUGUGCGUUGUGAUGGAUGUAUUGGAUUCCAGGCAAGUGUGCUGCAAGCUCUAUAAAGGACUUUCUGAUGCCCUCAUCUGUACUGACGACUUCAUUACCAGAGUGGUGCAGCGAUGUAUGUCUAUCCCAGUGACGAUGCGGGCAAUCCGCCGCAAGGCAGAGACCAUCCAAGCGGACACCCCAGCUCUGCCCCUCAUUGCCGAGACAGUGGAGGACAUGCUGAAGAGGAACCCCCCUCCACCCAGCAGCCCCGGCUACAGCACGCAGCAGGUCAACAACCCACCCAGUGACACCACCACUACGCCAACCAGCACCUUUCCUGGGCCCAACUCCACCAUCUUCAAUAUGCAGGGCAUGAAGGAAAGGCACGAAUCAGGACACGGGGAAGACUCCUUUAAAGUGAACCAGAACCCGAUCCUGACCAGCUUGUUGCAAAUUACAGGGAGUGUUGGUUCAUCCAUUGGGUCAAGCCCCACGCCCCCUGGUCACACACCUCCGCUGGUUUCUUCCCCUGCAAGUAAUACCAAAAACCACCCCAUGCUGAUGAACCUGCUCAAGGACAACCCCAGCCAAGAUUUUUCCACGCUUUACAGCAGCAGCCCCUUGGAGAGGCAAAAUUCUUCUUCCAGCUCCCCACGAAUCGACGUGGCUUCGGGCAGCACCAAACAGAAGAAGAAGAGGACUCGGUCUCAGACGGAUAAACCCAAGCAACCUCAGACCGAGGAAGACUUCCAGAGAGAGCUCAUCUCCAUGGACUUCGACGCUCCGAACAGUGUCUUUGACGUCAACAUGCCCGGGGAUACUUUGGACACCCCGCACAUCACCCCUGCCCCCAGUCAGUGCAACACUCCGACAACGUACCCUGGCACAGUUGCACACUCGCAGCAGUCCACCAUGCAGAGGAUGGCACGCCUGUCUAGCACGGACAGUAUUGGAGCUGACGUCACAGAGAUUCUGUCCGACAUAGCGGAGCAAACGAAGCUGGCCACCCCCACCGACAAUUGUCCGUCCGCCGGCACCCCUGUCCGUGAUUCCGUCAAUUCAUCCCAUGCUGCUGUGAACAGCACUUUUGAUGCAGACGUUUUUCAGGCUGGGAGCAACGAGAACACAUACACUGACCCUGCAGACCUAAUAGCAGAUGCCACCGCCACUCCCACCAGUGACUCCUCUAACCAGUUUUUUCCCGACGGAGUAGAUUUUUUAUUGGAAAAUCAAAGCGGGAACAAUUUUGUGAGUGGAUACUUUGACGAGAGCAGCCAGGGCGGCGAUAUGGAUGACAUGAAGGGUUUCCCCCCACCGGCGUCUGCCUCCAUGAACGUGCAGGCGAUGGGCGGUGACAGCGGGGAGCGCUCCAAAGGGAGCAGCCACGCGGACAUGGUGGAUUUUAGUAUGUUUACCAACAGCAACAAGUCGCUGGGGCCGCCCGACGGGAUGGAACACACUGGAAACCAGAGCCCCUUGUUGAGCACCGUGGAGGUUGCAAAAGUGGACAAGUCUCAAAAGCAGCGAUCUGCCAAGGAAGGAAACGGUGGCGGGAGCAACAGCUUACCCGGGAUGACCAACGACAGUAAACCCGGCAAGCGCACCCGGACUCCGUCGAGCGAUGGCAAAAACAAGGAAAAGCCUCCGAAGCGCAAGAAAACCGACUCGGAAAACAAGUCUCCGUCUCACAGCGUGUCUAGUAGGCCUUUCACACCACCUGCCAGCACCACCGGUUCCAAAUCCCCUGGCAGCUCUGGGAGGUCACAGACUCCACCCAGUGUGGCCACCCCUCCAAUCCCGAAAAUUACAAUUCAGAUCCGCAAGGAGAUGGUCGGAAAAUCGUCCUUGCACAGUCAGUUUGGCUCAGGCCCUUCGUCCAGCAGCAAAAGUCACCACUCUCAUUCCUCCAAUUCCUCUUCCGGCAAAUUGAAAAGCAACAAGUCGGAGAGCUCUUCCAGUUCCAAAAUGAGCAGCGGCAGCCUGUAUCCAGGGCAAGGCAGCGGCAGUUCCAGUCAGUCCAAGAGCUCGUCUCAGUCCAUGGGUAAACCCAGCUCCUCUCCAGUCACCAAGCACGGUUUGACCAGCAGUGGCAGCUUGUCCAGCAACAGCAGCAGCAAAAUGAAGCCCCAGGUCAAGUCGUCCUCGUCUCUUGCUAAUCCAUCCGGAGGAAAGCCCAGCGUCUCUCCCUCCCACUCCAGACCGUCGGGCAACUCGGAGAAGCUUUCAUCGCCACUGAAGCCCAUUCCGGGAACUCCGCCAAUGAAAGCCAAGUCUCCAGUCAGCUCGGGCUCAGGAAGCUCUCACAUGUCUGGGUCUAGCUCCAGCUCAGGCAUGAAGCAGUCUUCUGGCAUGGCAUCCUCCGGUUCCUUGAACCAGAAACCUCCAGCUUCCUCUUCCUCUUCCUCGUCCUCCUCCUCUGCUUCCUCAAUGUCUUCAUCUCAAAACGCCCACGGAAAUCUAAUCAAAGGGAAGUCUCCCAGUCGGACCAAGAAGCCGUCUUUGACGGCAGUGAUUGAUAAGUUGAAACAUGGCGUGGGUGGUGUGGGUGGUUCUAACGCUGACGACUCUGCAGACGGCCAAAUGGCGGCGGCGGCGGCAGCAGCAGCAAUGGCAUCUGCUCACGGCAUCCCGUCCAAGCACAGUGUGUCACCGGCUGAUUAUCAGGGAAAGCGAGAGAAGAGUGACAAAGAAAGCAAAUCCAAGGUCUCCGUCUCGGGGAGUUCGGGCGACAGUGGGAAGAAAUCCUCCGACUCCAAGAACGGCGGGGGGACGGGCGUGGCCAAGAUCAUCAUCAGCAAGCACGACGGUGGUUCUCCGAGCAUCAAGGCCAAGGUGACCUUGCAGAAGCCAAGUGAUGGCAGCGGCGAUGGCUUAAGACCGCAGAUCACCGGAGCAAAAAACUAUGGGUCGCCUUUGUUCAGCGGAUCAACGCCAAAACACGAACGUUGUUCCCCGAGCUACAGCAAGUCGCCCGCCUACACCCCUCAAGGUGGCGACAGUGGCAGCGAGUCCGGCUCGUCCUUCGCUGAGAAGUCCCACCAGAACAGUCCAAGCUCGGACGACGAUGUCCGGCCGCUCCCUGAGUAUAGUUUGGAAAAGCAUAAAAAGCACAAAAAGGAGAAGAAGAAAGGGAAGGACAAGGAUCGCGAUCGGGACCGAGACAGGGAGAAGAAAAAAUCUCACUCUAGUAUUAAAGCAGAGAGUUGGUCAAAGUCUCCGAUAUCAACUGACCAAUCCUUAUCUAUGGCAGGGAGCACAUCCAUGAACUCCGAGAGGUCAUCUCGCCCCAGCCCGGCAUUUUUGAUUGGCGAUGAUGAUGAACUCAUGAACGUUGCUCUGAUUGGUAAUUAAAAUGAAGUGCUUUGUUCAUAAACCAUGAGAGUGUCAACAGUACUAUGAUCACAUUUUGUUCCUAAGUGUGAGGUUCUUGGCUUUAUCUCCAAUCUUGGCAGAUGCCUCAUUCGCACACAAAAGGUUUUUAAAAUUACCAAUUAUUUUUAAUGUCAACAACCAAUUCUCAAACAGUGUACAUAAAAUGAAACCAUUUUCUGUACAUCUUUGAGUGGGGGGGGGGGGGGGCUUUGUCAAGUCUUACAUGAACAUCCUUAAUCUUCCUUUUCAGAAGGGGACUAGAUUGAAAUUAAGCCAAUGAAGGUUCAUUGACCAAGGAUUGGUUUGGCUUUCUUCAGCAGAGCUUAAAACCUCCUGAACCUGGCUCCAUCCUAUUUGUGUUUGCCUCCCAUACGUGAAUGCUCAUUUUUUUAUUGAUGCAAAACUAUUUUAAAGUCGGAAGAAGUUGCUCUAUUGUGUGUUAAAGCCAUUCAUAUUUUUUUUCUAAAAAAACAAAAUGGCCUGAGUGUUUAAUCUUUUUGACUCCCAACCCUGGUGCAAGAGAUAGAUUUUAUUUAACUAUUAGUUAGGUCCAGAUUGUUUUACAUAAAACCUAAUAUGCUUUUAAUGUGCUUUAUUUUUAACUAUUUAUUAAUCUCUUAAUUUCAGAAUUGAAAUAAUUUUAACGGCUUCUAAAGCUUUGUUAAAUCAUUUUAAUGUCAAAUGUGUAUAUUGCUUUAAAUGCACAGUUUGCAGUACAAUGCUGAUUUCUCUCUUGAUUAUUCUUCCAAAGAGCCAGAAUGCAUUUGUAUGAUUAUUUUGCGUUGACAUUUUAAAGCUGACGGUUCUGCUUGUUUGGA